Molecule: messenger RNA, 3464 nt
Organism: Salmo salar (Atlantic salmon)
Lineage: Eukaryota; Metazoa; Chordata; Actinopteri; Salmoniformes; Salmonidae
Product: activity-dependent neuroprotective protein a
Biological process (GO): regulation of gene expression
Cellular component (GO): nucleus
Molecular function (GO): DNA binding
Source: RefSeq, a predicted model, not a curated record
UUCCGUCUUUUUCUCCUCGCCAUUUUGGAUUGUAUUGUUGAUUUGGUUGGAUGGUUAGUUGGGAACAUUCAGGAGAGAAGGAUUGAUUGAAGAUUAUCAGAGUGUAUUGUAACAGUUCAAUGUAUCUUAUCUAAUAUGCACUAGCAUGUAUCACAAAUAUUUUGCCUGUUAGAAAUUAAUCUAACAUUGCAGAUGGCACAGAGAUUCGGCUAGCUAGCUAAGCAGCAACACCGGCUUGGCGAGGACGAACAACAACUGCAUCAUUGAGUUGGAUUCAAUCGUUGGCCAGCUAUCGAACAAACGUUACUUGUAAACUAGCAUACUAUCUCAGUAAACCAGAUUUGGGCUCCUAGAUUUUUUGUGGUUGGGUUCGGAGACAUACCAGACUGGAAAGAUGUAUCAACUCCCUGUGAACAACCUCACUAGCAUACGAAGAGCAAGGAAACAGGUGAAGAAGGCACUUAGUGACAUUGGACUGGAGUACUGCAAGGAGCAAGCGGAGGACCUCAAAGAAUUUUGCCCAGAUGAGAACUAUGUGAAGAAUACUGUCUGCCUGGAACUUUGUUCAUGGGAUCCGUCAUUCUCCAAAACACAGGAGUACCGGUCAAAGCCUUUCUGCUGCACAGAGUGCCAUUUCUCUUCCAAGUACUACUCAGGCUACAAGAACCACUUUCGAAAUGUCCACAGGAACAACUUUGAGAGCCGCAUCCUGCUCAACUGCCCUUACUGCACCUUCACUGCAAGCAAGAAGACUAUGGAAACGCAUGUCAAGGUCUUCCACAUAUCCAGUGCAGUGCGUCAGGGUCUGGGCGCCUACCAGGGGGCUGCUGUGGGCGCAAAUAACAAGGUGGAGAGGGCAAUGUACUAUUGCAAGAAGUGUACCUACCGGGACCCUCUGUACAAUGUUGUGCGAAGGCACAUCUACAGGGAGCACUUCCAGCAUGUGGUCUCACCCUAUGUUGCCAUGGUCUCAGAAACAUCAGUCAAAAAUGGAGCCAAUGCUGUCAAUGGUAACAACAUCCUCUGUAAGCGCUGUCAGUUCUCCACCCGUAGCUAUGAGGCGUUAGUGCAGCAUGUCAUUGAAUAUCAUGAGCGCAUUGGCUCUCAGGUGACAACCAUGAUUGGACAUGCUAAUGUUGUAGUGUCUAGACCCCAAAGCUAUGGUAUGACCCAGAAGGGUUCUGUGGUGACUGGGGGUCGUACUCUGACGUCUGAACAGGUUAGCCAUAUGGUGGGGGCCCAUCAAAAGCAGGGGCCUUCUGGACUGAAGAAUAUGACCAGUCAGUCCUCUAUUGCUGGCCAGCGUUUGACCAUUCCUGGCCAUAGUGGGUUGGGAGAAGGCAGAGCCUCCUUAUCCAAUAACUUAACGUCACCCUCAGGAAAGCAGGUUUCUGGUGCUAACGCUAGUCUUACAUCCCAAACACAGAAGUGGAAGAUAUGCACGGUCUGCAAUGAGCUCUUCCCUGAAAACCUGUACAGUGCUCAUUUUGAGAAGGCACACAAGGCUAAGAAGGUAUGGGCAAUUGCGAAGUUCAUCAUGAAGAUCCACAACUUCACCAGUAAGUGUUUGCUUUGCAACCGUUAUCUGCCAAGUGACACGUUGCUUAACCACAUGCUGAUCCAUGGGCUCACCUGCCCACAGUGUCAUGCCAGCUUCAAUAAUGUGGAGAAAAUGCUGGAUCAUGUGGGUCAGGCUCACCCAGAUGACUUUGUUGGUCCUCCAGCUGCCUCCCCGCUUACCUUUGACCUCACAAUUGGGCAGGCUAAGAACAAGAUCAUACAGCUUAUUGUUAUAACCUAUAACAUGAAGGAACCUGUAGCUGCCCAGGAGCAGUCUAUGGCUUCCCAUGCUCAGAACAGCUUCCAUGCUCCAGUGAAGGGUCUGCCUUCAAAGAUGCCAGAAAGAAAGAAUGACAUGCUUGCCAGAAGUCAAGCCACUGUAUCUGGCAGCAAUGAGGUUGGCAAGACACUAUGCCCACUGUGUUUCACCAUCCUCAAGGGUUCCAUCUCUGAUGCAUUGGCACAGCAUCUGAGGGAACGACACCAAGUGCUUCAGACGAUGCACCCUGUGGAGAAGAAGUUGACGUACAAGUGCAUCCACUGUUUGGGUGUCUACACCAGCAACAUGGUGGCCUCCACGAUCACUCUGCAUCUUGUGCAGUGCCGAGCUGUGGGCAGGGCCCAGAAGGGCCCGGGACCAAAGUCUGCCUUAACACUCAACUCUUCUGGUGCAGGGUUCUUAAAGCGUCAGCUACCCACCCAAACCAUGUCUGACUCCAAGAGGAUGAAGAUUAACAAUGAUGUUGGAUAUUACCCCAUGGACAAGCCAGGGGAGGCUGUGGAUCUAGUGUUGGACCCCAGAAGCUAUGAGCACAAGACCUAUGAGGCACGAAAAGCCUUCCUCUCAGCCUAUUUCAAUCGUCGCCCCUAUCUAACCUCACGGGAAGAAGAGAAGCUGUCUGCAAGCCUGUGGCUCUGGAAGUCUGACAUUGCCAGUCACUUCGCUCACCGAAGGAGGUCAUGUGAGAGGGACUGUGAGACCAGGAAAUUGAAAGUGCUACUUGGCUUUGACAUGCAGGCACUCAAGGUACUGAAGCAUGACAUGGACUUUGAGGAGAAAACCAAGCUCCCUAUCACCUCAGUGGAGAAAGCCUUUAAGUCUAGGCCGACACUUAACGCAGACCAAAGCAAACGAUGCGAGACAAUUAACUGUACCCUCAAACUAAGUACUUACACAGAAGUGACAGAACCCAUAUCAAUUGACUCGUCUGAUAGUGAGUCAGAACAAGAGGACUGUUCUGUUAAGAAUGGGGAUGUUGACACACACAAAUCUGUAGAUGUCACAUCUUAAGAGAAAUCAAACCUGCCAGAAGAGAGAACUCCAAGCAUUGAUGGGCCUUCAAGAGAGAAGGUGCCUUGGUUUGAUAACAUGAGACAUCAAAAUGAGAGCAGUCUAAAAGACCUGCGGUACACAAAGUAUAACGGGGGUUUGGUGCAGGUAAUCAUUGCACACUACAAUUAUUCGGUUAUUGGAAAGUCCGGGAUGGUAUGAGAAACUGACAGGACAAAUGAAGACUUCAUAAAGUCAAUGGGAUGCGCAGUUUAAGUAAAGAACAAUGACUUAUGAAUUAGGAACUACACAAGUAUAGAAACAAACUUAACUUCUGGCUCCAGAUAAAGGUUUGCUGAAGUGAGCUAAACAAUGGUGCAAAAUAAAAUGUAUGGCGUCUGUAACUAAUAUUGGCUGUAACAUUGUACAUAUUUAGUAGGCCUACAUUAGAUUAUGCAUACAUUCAGACUAAUCUCACAGUUUUAAGUGUAAUAAAAAAUGUUCACUCUUCAUAUAGGCAUAUGGAUUGUCCACCCAUAUGAUGUAUUAUUGUCAUUUACAUUUUAGAGAUAGCAGGGUAACAUGUAUGCCUAUGUUCACUUUUGUUUAAUAAAGCUGUUUGCAAUUAACCUUC